Messenger RNA from Paramecium pentaurelia, 523 nucleotides. The record is from the annotation of a GenBank genome assembly. NCBI's taxonomy places the organism in Eukaryota, Ciliophora, Oligohymenophorea, Peniculida, Parameciidae.
AAUGUACAAAAGUAACUUUGUUGAAUCUCAAUCCUUUUUCAAUAAAUAUAUGUAAUAAGCUAUGAAAAAUAAAAAGAAAGCUAAUAAUGAAGAUGCAGGUGCAGUUAGAUGUUAAAGAUGUUUAAAAUAUGGUCAUUUGACUUAUGAAUGCAAAAAUGAAAAUGUAUAUUUAUAUAGACCUUCAAGAACAAUGCAAUUUAAGUAUAUAAUAGAGUAUUAUUUUAGAGAGAAAUAAUUACAAUAUGAAUUAAAUAAUGAUAAGCCUCCUGAUGUACCUGAUGCAUUUGAUGGAGAUUGGAAGAGAAAUACAAAAAAGAAAGUUGCUUUAGAAGUAUCAUCAGAUUCUAGCAGUGAUGAAUAAGUAUAAGUAAAGAAAGAGGGAACCAUAAUUAAUGUAAAGAAAUAAAAAAGUUCAUCUUCUGAGAGUAGUAGUGAAGAUUCUAGUAGUAGUGAUAGUGAUUCAUCAGAUUCAUCUUAGAAAAGAAGUAAAAGUAGAUCUAAAGAUAAAAGAAAAAAAAAAUGA